AUGGGGGGUUUUUCGCUCGAGGAUUUUGACAAGCACAUCGAAAACCUACGCGCGCAAUUACUGUUCCUCAACGAAGGUCUCGAUGCGACAGAUCAUAAUGCGCCCGACUGGCUUGCCACCGAUCUCAUAUCACUACGAAACAAGUCGGGUAGACUGCAAGACGACAUGAAGAGGUUUAGGGAUCAACUUGAAAGUGAGGGUCUGGCAGAGAAGAAGACCAAGACCUCCCACAAACGACUCAGUCUAGAAGGCGCGAAAUCAUUAGAUGCGGUGCAUCCUGCGCGCACCCCAAGUUCGCAAGCCCACGCUGUAUCUCCUCUCGUAGACCCAGGUCUCACGCCGCGCGCCAAAUCUGCGCAAUCCGAACCAGCCUACGUAGUCGAACACAUCGACGUCACAGAAGAAGUAAAUAAGCGGUUACGCGAGAGUCGCCUGCAGCGCUUGAUGGAAACUCCGAGUACAGCACAAAAGCGAAAGUUUGAGAACUACGAGGACAUGAUGGCAGAGGACGGAGCAGAUGCGGAAGAAGAUGGCAAUUUGCGGAGCAGUGAGUAUGAAAGGACACCAGUAAAGCGGCUGAGAAGUAGUGGGACGUUUGAGCCAACACUCAAGAGGAAGGAGAAUGGGAGUACAGGAGGUGGUGGUUCCGACCGGCUGGAGAGCAGGACAGACUUCAAGCGACGAAGGCUCUGA
Molecule: messenger RNA, 693 nt
Organism: Dothidotthia symphoricarpi CBS 119687
Lineage: Eukaryota; Fungi; Ascomycota; Dothideomycetes; Pleosporales; Dothidotthiaceae
Exons: 3
Coding region: 1-693 (230 amino acids)
Source: RefSeq, a predicted model, not a curated record